AUGGCUUAUCGAAUAACACCUUUAAAAUUCAUGCAUAAAAAUUGGCUUCUUAUCGGCAUAUUAUGUUGUAUAUUUGCAGCCGGUGUUUAUCCUAAAUUGGGCUCUAAAGAAGGACCUCUGUGGACGCAAUAUACAGUUAAAUACGGCGCUAUAUUCAUAAUAUUUUUCUCUAGCGGUGUAUCAUUAAAAACCGAAAAUAUAUACAGGGCGAUGCGACAGUACAAAUUACACGGCUUCAUUCAGCUUUUUACAUUCCUAUUCGUACCUGUUUUUGCUGUGAUCUUCGUAAAAUGCCUUUCUAUAAUCAACGUGCAUCCUUGGGUUCUUAAAGGAAUAUUCACUGUAGCAAGUAUGCCUCCACCAGUCUCCAGUGCUGUUAUUCUAACCAGAGCAGCGCAAGGAAACGAAGCUGCAGCUAUAUUCAAUUCAGUGCUAGGGAGUUUCAUGGGAAUCGUAUUGACUCCAAUUUUACUUCUAUUUCACUUAGGUUCGACAACUAUAGUACCUUUCUUGGAUACAGUGUUACAACUUAUGGUUACAGUUUUACUACCUUUAUUAAUUGGUCAGGUAUUAAAGAUGUGGUUAAACGUUCAAUUUCGACAUGUGGCUUUGAAUACACUCAGUCAAUGCGCUUUAUUAUUCGUGAUAUAUACUACAUUUUGUGAUACAUUUCUCGUAACCGAAACAGGGUUAUCGGCUGUAGAUGUGCUUUACACAAUUUUUUCAGUUCUGCUCAUGCAAAUAUCGUUGGUAUUGAUUUGUUUCAACGUAGCUAAAAAAUUCGAUCAGUACUACAGUCCUCCCGAUGUGAUUGCUAUAGUGUUUUGUUCGACUCACAAAUCGCUUACUUUAGGCAUACCCAUUCUUCGUAUAAUGUUUCAUGGCUAUUCGCACUUGAGCCAAAUCAGUCUGCCAUUGUUAGUCUAUCAUCCAAUGCAAAUAAUUUUAGGCGGAUUGGUGGCCCCGCAAAUUAAAGAUUGGAUGCACGCCCAGAGCGCUAAGAAACUGACCGUUUGA
Molecule: messenger RNA, 1017 nt
Organism: Phyllotreta striolata
Lineage: Eukaryota; Metazoa; Arthropoda; Insecta; Coleoptera; Chrysomelidae
Source: the annotation of a GenBank genome assembly